AUGGAGAUUGACUACUUGAAGGUGCUUUUUAGCCUAUUUUUUCAAGUUUUUUCACGUAAAUGCAUUCAGAAACUGAUAAAAGAGAAGGAUGAGAUCAGAGAGUGUAUCGAGCUGGAGGCCAUCGAAAACGGAAAGGAAAUGAAGGAGGAAAUCGAGAGAUUCAAGGUGAAACAUUUUUUUCGCUGUCUCCAGAAUAAAUUCUUUUUUUUUUUACAGAAAACUAUCCGUAAAGCGGCCAGUGUUUCUGCUAAAACCACCGAAAUGGCCACCGCUCUCAUUCGCAAAAUCGAUGGAUACAUCUUGAAGAAGCAUUCCGAAUAA
Messenger RNA from Caenorhabditis sp. 36 PRJEB53466, 321 nucleotides. Lineage: Eukaryota; Metazoa; Nematoda; Chromadorea; Rhabditida; Rhabditidae. The record is from the annotation of a GenBank genome assembly.